CAUUCUGCAGUUCAUUAUGACGCGAAUAGAAUGCAGAACGCAACAGUUAGUUUAGGGAUUCUUUAUAGAUCACAUUUCAUUUGGCUACCUGAUUUCUAAGUGAACGCAACGCAAAACUAGCCGUCUGAAGGAAACAAUACUCAAGACUUCUUGACCUACGACGCUACAGACAUGGCGAGUGAAGUCACAUCACGAAAAAGCACUCGAUUGAGUUCAACAGGAUACUACGACAUUGAGGGAGAACCCUUCAUCUGCUACAAGGAGACCAUCCACAGGAUUUUCAGAAGACAUCGUAGGAACACGUCUCAGUUCAAUAACAGCCACAGAACAGAAGAACAGAUGAACAGGAACAUAGACAGCAACAUACUCGUUAACCAAAAAAGAAACAUACUGAGUAUCCAAAACACCAGCAGCAGGGCCUCGUCCACUGUGUUCAAGAUUUUUGGCAUUCCUUUCUUCCUAGUCCUCCUGUGUUUUGGAUUGAUCUACUUGAUCCUGGCUCUGAACAGCCAAUACGUUACCGAUACGACUAUGGCUGCAUCAUGUGAAGAGCUAGCGAAGCAACUAAGAAAGCUGCAGGAAAAGCAGGGGAUAUUAGAAAAGAAGAUUGACCUGCUACCGGUGGCGGACACAAUGCCCAACUACGCUCUGGAGUCGCAAGGGGCCUGUGCAGUAUCUCAUCGGUCCUCAAACACAUACAAUGCUCAAGCAGGCUGGAGUUUUCUCUGGAUACCUAUGUGGCUACCAAGUGCAAACCCAGGGAUUGUAAUUAAGGGAGGCUCACCCCUGGUUAUAGGGCACUGCUGGCCCUUUGCAGGUGAGCGUGGACAUUUAUUCAUCACCCUGUCCCACCCAAUCACCAUAAGCCACGUAGCACUGAGUCACCUCUCAAGGAGCCUUUCCCCAACUGGCACCAUUUCUGGCGCCCCCAAGGAGUUUUCUGUCUAUGGCAUGAAGACUUUUGAUGAAGAAGGAACCCCACUUGGAACCUUUCUUUAUGAUCAGGAUGGGGACUCAACACAGACUUUCAAACUUCCUGAUCAUAAAAAAGCUGUCUUUCACCAUGUAAAACUGCAAGUUGAGACCAACUGGGGGAAUCCUGACUACACUUGUCUGUACAGUUUUAAGGUACAUGGGACGCUGGCAGACUGAAGAAGGACACAGAGGAGUAGACAGGACCCCAACAUCUGGGUGCAGAGACAGAUGAGUAUGAUUUUCCGUAACAUUAAAUCAGAUUCCAACCAUCUGUGGAUAAAUAGGCUUAAUUUAACAUUGUGUUGUGGAAUUUGCAGUCAUAAAAUACCAGCAAGUGUUAUUUUUAGUGUAAGUGGGAGGUGAGGUGUGAUAUCCACUCCAAUUGGCUGGGUUGGACACUUGUGCAGGGGAGGACAGGGUGGGUGGGUUGAUGCUAGGAGGAAGUAUGGUGAAGGUGCACCAUACUUGCUUCCAGCUAAAUCUCCUCCCUGCAAGGUGAAAAGAAGAGAUGCGUGGCUGUCUACAUCACUUGGCCACUUGCUGGUAUUUUCUGUCACUUUUUACUAUCACACUUGAUGUAAUUUACCCUUAAGGAUUAUUAAGAGCAUGUCUUCUUUCUUUUUCUAAAUUCCACAACACAACGUCUUCUACGUAUUCACAGAUGGUUUCAGUCUGAGGGCUACACGGUGGCACAGUGGUUAGCACUGUAGCCGCACGGAGGAAGAACUGUCUAUGGUUCUGGCUCUGUGCAGAGUUUGCAUAUUCUCUCUGUGUAUGCGUGGUUUUACUCCGGGUCCUCUCCGGUUUCCUCCACAUAAAAUAUGCAGAGUUUAGGUUAAUUUGUUGCAUAAAUUCGGAUGUUAUAAUCAUAAC
Molecule: messenger RNA, 1848 nt
Organism: Etheostoma cragini (Arkansas darter)
Lineage: Eukaryota; Metazoa; Chordata; Actinopteri; Perciformes; Percidae
Product: SUN domain-containing protein 2-like
Exons: 9
Coding region: 172-1152 (326 amino acids)
Biological process (GO): nuclear envelope organization
Cellular component (GO): meiotic nuclear membrane microtubule tethering complex; nuclear envelope
Molecular function (GO): protein-membrane adaptor activity
Source: RefSeq, a predicted model, not a curated record